Messenger RNA from Hypoxylon fragiforme, 1785 nucleotides. RefSeq names its product general substrate transporter. Gene Ontology annotation, molecular function: carbohydrate:proton symporter activity. Gene Ontology annotation, biological process: transmembrane transport; carbohydrate transport. The transcript has 6 exons. Lineage: Eukaryota; Fungi; Ascomycota; Sordariomycetes; Xylariales; Hypoxylaceae. The record is from RefSeq and is a predicted model, not a curated record. Gene Ontology annotation, cellular component: membrane. The coding region runs from base 1 to 1596 and encodes 531 amino acids.
AUGGCGUUCCUCGCGAAGAUCCCCGAAACCUCCCUCUGGGCUAAUCGGAAAUGUCUGCUCAUAUGUGCCAUUGUUGCCAUAGCCAAUAUGCAGUACGGGCUAGACUCAGCAGCAAUCGGCUCUCUACAAGCGAUGCCAGGCUUCCUCAUGGUGUUCGGCUACAAGGACCCUAGCCAAGCAGGAGGGUAUGCCAUUGAAGGUACAUUCCAAAGACUAAUCGGCUCCCUCCUUACGCUGGGCGCCUUCAUAUCGUCACUCGUCGCUGGCGCCUUUGCCCACUUCUUCGGGCGAAAGGUUGCUCUGUGGCUGGCUUGCGUCUUGAACGCCAUCGCCUGCAUCAUCCAGAUCGCCACCACCGAUAAGAUUGCGCUUUAUAUGGGACGACUGAUCCUUGGUUUGGCCAAUGGCUUCUUGGUUACUUUCUCUAACAUUUAUGCAGCUAACGUAUUGGCAACCGCCGAAGCCGCCCCCGCCCACCUCCGCGCCGUCAUGGUGGCGCUCUUCUCCGAAUGGGUCAACAUCGGGAGCAUCGUCGGGUCCGCCGUCACCAACGUGACCAAGGACCGGCUCGACAAGGCCUCCUACCAGAUCCCCCUCGGCACCUUGUUCAUCGUGCCCACGUUCUUGGCCGUCGGCCUGCUCUUCGUGCCCGAGUCCCCCCGGUACCUGCUGUACAAGGGGAAGACCGAGCCGGCGAGGAAGGCGCUGCAGCAGCUGAGGGGAGACUCGCUGUCCGCGGAGGAAUUCGAGCUCGAGUGGGUCGAGAUGGUCAAGGGCAUCGAGGAGGAGAAGCAGACGACGAAGACGAUUGGGCCGCUGGAUAUGUUUAGAGGCACCGAGCUGCGCCGAACCCUCCUCUGCUACGGGGUGAUCGCCACGCAAACCGGCGCGGGCUCCUGGUUCAUCAUCAGCUACUCGACCUACUUCAUGAUCGUCGCCGGCCUCUCCGUCGACGACGCCUUCAAGUUCUCCGUCAUGAACACCUGCCUCGGCUUCGUCGGCGUCAACGUCGGCAUGUACCUGAUGCGGCACGUCAUGGGCCGGCGCACCGUGCUCAUGACCGGCGCCGUCGCCCAGGGCCUGUGCAUGCUCGGGAUGGCGGUGUCCGCGACCGUCGCGUCGGGCACGGUCUCCGCCCGGAACUGCCUCAUCGCGUUCACGGCGCUGUACCAGUUCGCGUACAACGCGUUUGUCGGCGACGCGACGUACCCGACCGCGACGGAGAUGGUGAGCACGAGGCUGAGGUCCUGGUCCGUGGGGUCGGCGAUCAGUCUGGGGUAUUUCCUCGCCUGGCUCGUGGGAUUCUGCUCGCCGUAUUUCAUUAACCCCGGGGAUCUGAACUGGGGAGCAAAAUACGCCUACAUCUGGGCCGCCUCCAACUUGUGCUGCCUGGUAUUCUUCUUCUUCUGCGUGCCGGAGACCAAGGGGCGGACCCUGGAAGAGAUCGACGAACUAUUUGCCAACCGCGUGUCGGUGCGCAAAUUCAAGAGCUACCAAACGACCAUUGCUGUAGAGGCUAUGAAGGAUAUUGAGGGUCGUGGGGCGGGAGGACUGGAGAGGAAGCCAACUCAUACCGAGCAUGUGGAAGAAGCUUGAAGAGUGCCUAGGUUAGGUAGUUUCUUGCAGUAGGUAUUCCUCGUUUAUAUACCGAGCGCGUAUGUCUUAAAGAAGCUCUUGGAAAGUUCGUGGGUGGGUAGGUUGUCAUGCAUUCAUGCCCGUUCUAGGGUCAAUAGUCCUGUUAUAUUUACCUAAGUACAUAUACGCACCUUAGGAAUUAUUCGAAGA